Molecule: messenger RNA, 2159 nt
Organism: Photinus pyralis (common eastern firefly)
Lineage: Eukaryota; Metazoa; Arthropoda; Insecta; Coleoptera; Lampyridae
Product: O-acyltransferase like protein-like
Exons: 12
Coding region: 83-1975 (630 amino acids)
Molecular function (GO): acyltransferase activity, transferring groups other than amino-acyl groups
Source: RefSeq, a predicted model, not a curated record
UCAAUUGUAAUUGAAAGUAAGUGGUUUAUUCCAUUAAUCGACUUGACAAACCUCAGUCACCGGUAUACACCCGGACAAGAAAAUGAUGUUAAUGGAUGGAUUAGUUUUACUAAGCACUUUAAUUAUCGGGGUAUUUGCAGAAGUUUCUGAAGGGAACUAUGCAUUAAUGCCAGAGUUGUUUCACUUGGAUGACUUUGAUCGAUGUCUCAUGUUAGGCGAAAAUGCAUUGUAUUGUACAUUUAAAAUGCAACUAGCGCCGCUUGAUGAAGCAGCCGAUUUAAAAGUCUGGGAAACGAUGCAGGAACUGAAUUCAUCGGAAAAGAAUUUUCGACAUGAUUGGUUACGGCAUGGAAUUUGUGUACCAUUCACCUGUCCAAAUGUCGUUCAAAAUAGAUCAACGAACAAAAUUAGGCAAAAUGAAAUUAGUGACUGUUAUUCUACAAAGUUGAAAGGAUAUGGACUGAAAGGGCACGUUACGGAAAUUCAUUGUGAAACUGAAAAAUCAUUAUAUCGUGUCGACUAUCUUGACAUAAUUGUAGCAAUAGUUUUAUUGUCGCUGCUAGUAGUAGUAAUGUACUCAUCAUUGUAUGAGGGAUUCGCACGGUAUAAAUCAAAAGAAGAUUACGAUCGAAUCACUUCAACUAAAUAUGGGAAGAUAAUACAGUGUUUCUCAAUACCGAAGAACUGGGAUAGACUCACCAUGGUACACACGGAUCCGGAUACUAAUCAAUUAAAGUGUAUGACUGGAAUGCGUUUCUUCAGUAUGAUAGCAGUAGUUGUUUGUCAUAGUGUUAUGGUUUCUGCAAGUGGUUUCGUAUCAAAUCCGCAAUACAUUGAAAAAAUGACCUCUGAUCCAAAAUCCAUGUCAUAUAUAAAUUGUCAUCCCAUUACCCAAACUUUUUUCGUAAUGUCCGGAUGGCUAUUAUCUUACCACUUCUUCUUGUCUUUCGAAAAGGCCAACUUUCAGUUUACUCACAUUUUAUAUGCGUUUAUUCAUAGAUACGUAAGAUUGACGAUACCGUUAGCUGUUGUUGUUGCAAUUACCGCCACGUGGCUGCCACAUUUUGCUAGAGGUCCGUUGUGGGACCAAGUUGUUGGAAGGGAGUAUCGCAGUUGUAGAAAGAACUGGUGGGCAAAUCUGCUUUACAUUAACAAUUAUUACGAGGAGAAAAACAUGUGUCUACCGCAUAGCUGGUAUCUAGCAGCCGACAUUCAACUCUUCUUGUACUCCUUACUUCUACUUUCAAUUAUAUGGAAAAACAGAAGGAUUGCUUCCAAAGUGUUUGCCGCUUCGUUAAUAAUGGGAGUGUUGGUGCCAGGCAUACUCGCUUAUAUACAUGAUUUACACAUAGUGGUGCGUGUGUAUCCAGAGUAUCUACAAACUGGCCGAGUAAAUCUUCCCGAGUGGUCAUACUUCAUGGUACCUGGGCAUAAUUCUAUCGGUGGUUAUACAAUAGGCCUAAUUGGCGGUUACCUUUUCUAUCAAAAUCGACACAAGAAACUAUUUACAAAGAUGUAUCAGCAUAUAGUAUGGUUUGUGAUAGCGAUGGCAUUCCCACUCACUGUAAUAUUUUUGGAUCUACGUUUACAUGAUUAUACACCUUCGAGCUUAGAAACUGCUAUAUACGUGGGUCUUGCUAGAAACCUGUAUGCCUUUGGAAUGUGCCUAAUGAUAUUCGGGUUUACGCAAAAUGGAGGAUGGUUGAUAAAAGACAUCGUAAUGAUACCGAGUAUGCAAUUCUUCGGAAAAUUUUCGUACUGCGUGUACUUGGUACAUGUCACAAUAAUACAUAUACGAAGUGGUCGUACCAGAUCGCCGAUCUAUAUAUCGGACCCUGAAACGAUUCAUGGAGCAAUAGGAGAUGUAGUGAUAUCGACGGUAUUUGGUGUAGUGCUAUGUUUAUUCGUGGAAAUGCCAACUUCUGCCUUAGAAAAACUAAUCAUGUCAAAGGAGCGAAAAUCUAAAGUCGGAUAGAAAAUAAUAUUAAUGGAUAUCUAAAGAAUUAUGCAAUUAGUGUCGAAGGAUUCUUGAUCUUGUGUCAUCAUGGUGCUUGUUUUUUUACAACUAUUUUUGAAACUGUUGUAAUUUUGUAUUAUCUUAUUUUACCUAUGUUUUGUCUUAUUUUUUCUAAAAUCUAAUAAACCGUUUGUAAUUUGUA